Asterias rubens (European starfish) is the source of this 2081-nucleotide messenger RNA. Its product is annotated as guanylate cyclase soluble subunit beta-2-like. Gene Ontology annotation, biological process: receptor guanylyl cyclase signaling pathway; intracellular signal transduction; cGMP biosynthetic process. Gene Ontology annotation, molecular function: peptide receptor activity; guanylate cyclase activity. Bases 1 to 2055 code for a protein of 684 amino acids. The record is from RefSeq and is a predicted model, not a curated record. The transcript is spliced from 6 exons. Lineage: Eukaryota; Metazoa; Echinodermata; Asteroidea; Forcipulatida; Asteriidae.
AUGGCGGGUGCAGAAAAUAACGCUGAGACUUUCAUUAAUAAGAUCAGUCGUGAAAAGGUGAAAAUCAGCGACUCAUUUUCCUCUUUCGGUUCGCUGUCCAUGCUCGAUCAGUCCGUCCGCAAGCUACUUCUCCACUCCAACGAUGUCAGCAAGUGCCGCGAGAACCCCCUGACGCUCAAAGGGAAGCGAAUCCAGCUGGCCAAGAUUCUUCUUCUUGUUCUGCUUCCUAUUAUUUCCCUAGCCGUGCUGGCCGUGCUUGACUUGAAAGCCAUCGCGCAGAGCAACAGCGUCGACUUAGAGAUCCGGAAUGUGAUCCGGUUCAGUCGAGACAUCGGGGUCCUGUUGAGUCGCCUCCAGCGAGAGCGUGACAUGACGGCUCUGUACGUGAGUCUCAUCGGGCCCCAGGAUAUUUCCAUCUUGACGGAGAUAUACCCGGAGACCGAUAACGCUAUCGAGGAGCUUAAAGACUGGCCGGUUGAGACCAGCAUCCUGAACGAGCUACCCUUCUUCAGGGAGAAGAGUGACUUCAAGCAGCACCUUGUGGAGCACCGGAAGUCUGUGACUAGGUCUGACACGGCUGUCUACGAUGAGGUCAACUUCUACACGGAUAUACUCCAGAUUUUCAUCGACUGGUUGUACGAGAGCAUUGGUAACUCCGAGGGGAGCGACCUGUGGCAGGUCCUGGUAGCGUACCAGCUUCUGAUCGUCAGCAAUGUUGAAACAGGAAUAGAACGCACUCUAGGCUCGGUGUUUUAUACCCUUGGGGGCUUCGAGAGGCACGAAGAUUACGUCUGGUACAUGGAGAAGUACAACCUGGGCAUCUGGAACUACGAGGCGUCCAAGAAGUACUCCUCUCUCAUCACGGAGUUCUUCGACAACCACGUCUUGGGAAUGUCGGAAAACUUCACCGACACGAUCGUCACGAUGCGGAAGGAGAUCUUGGUCAACGAGGCGUCCAAGAUCGAACCGAAGUUCAUCGACGCGAAGCUGUGGUUCGACAGCAUGAGCGUCUACAUCGACAUCUUGGAAGACGUCCAGAAGAACAUGGCCAACCAGAUCCUCCUCCUCCUCGAAGACGACCUGAAGAAUGACACCGAAGCCAUCGCAGUCAGCAUCCUUCUCGUUGUCGUCGUCAUCGUCAUGUGCCCUUUGACCCUUCGGGCCAUCUGGUCGCUGACCUCUGAUAUCCAGAACUACGCCUUGACCCUUGCGGCCCAGACCAAGGCUCUGAACAGGGAGAAGAAGCGUUCCAGCUGGCUGCUGUACUCCAUGUUGCCGCCAACGGUGGCGGAACAGCUGGUUCAGAAAAGAGACGUGAAGGCGGAGUCUUAUAACAGCGCAACUGUGUUGUUCUCUGACAUUGCAGGGUUCAACCAUCUCUGUGCUCUCAGCACACCUAUGCAGGUUGUUGAGAUGUUGAAUGGUUUGUACCUUGUGUUCGACUCUCGUAUCGAACAGUAUAACGUCUACAAGGUGGAAACAGUCAACGAAACAUACAUGCUAGCGUCGGGACUUCCUGACCGUAUGGUAGGCGGUGAACACGUCAGAGAGUUAGCCACAGUGGCUCUUGAUCUUCUUCAUCAUGUUAGUUUCCUUGAGGUGCCACACAGAGAGAACAUGAAAAUCAAGAUACGAAUUGGUAUCCACACCGGUCCCGUUGUUGCCGGAGUAGUGGGCAUCAAGAUGCCUCGAUACUGUCUCUUUGGUGACACAGUCAACACCGCGUCUCGCAUGCAGACAUCCGGGCUACCCGGUCGUAUACACAUAAGUAACGAUACAUACAUGGCGCUAGUUGACAAAGGUGGGUUCAUGGUUGUCAGACGUGGAGAGAUAGAAAUAAAGGGAAAAGGCAUCAUGUGCACCUAUUGGCUGACAGGGCGGGAAAACCUGGAGCAGAUAAUCCCCUCCAUAACGGAGGUCUCAAACAUCAAAAACGACCCGGGGUUACACGAGGUACGCUACGCUCACAUGUAUGAACAGACAUCCACUGGACGUAUCCAGUACCGAGGGAAGGACGACGAGGUUAUGGUGCAGCAGGAGGAUUGGAACGAGUAGAGUUGAGCAGGUAUAUACACCUUCAA